Molecule: messenger RNA, 2312 nt
Organism: Annulohypoxylon truncatum
Lineage: Eukaryota; Fungi; Ascomycota; Sordariomycetes; Xylariales; Hypoxylaceae
Exons: 3
Coding region: 215-1960 (581 amino acids)
Biological process (GO): tRNA 3'-terminal CCA addition
Molecular function (GO): RNA binding; ATP:3'-cytidine-cytidine-tRNA adenylyltransferase activity
Source: RefSeq, a predicted model, not a curated record
UCUGCUUUAAUUUUUAUUAGGUUGAAAUGUAACAAGUGAGGAUUGAUGGAUUGUGAUCAUACAAACAACGAAUUACCUAAUCAUUAUAUGCUUCCAUCCGUAUACGCUAGGAAUCAUACAUGGCCUAAGAAAUGACCUAGUAAAUGACCUAAUGCCUGAUUCUACAUUGGGUACGCCCUGAAUCACAGUCGCCGGUUGACUCAUCCCCAACUCGAUGAGGCCCCUGCCCCGCCUCCCUCUUCGCUCUAUCCCGAGGCUCUGCACAAUAUCUAAGAUCACGUUUCGCCCUUUCUCUCAAUCCCUCAUGGUAAAGAGAAAGUCAGAAGCGUUGGGUGACAGCUUCGAUAUUCAACCGCCUUCUCGGAUUAGAAAGACUGGAAAGAUGGAAGCACAACCAGCCACCACCACUAUCGAGCUCACCUCCAAGGAGGCUCAGCUCAAAGACUUGCUCCUAGAUGCUGCGAAAUUUAUAGAUGGAUCAGGCAGCGUGGAAGAGCCAGUUAUAUUGCGCUGGGCCGGUGGAUGGGUCCGGGACAAGCUCCUAGGGAUCGAGUCACACGAUAUCGAUACGGCUAUCAACGUUAUGACUGGCGAGGCGUUUGCAUUAAAACUAUGCGAGUUAUGUCAACAGCCUGAUACCGUCAAGAAGCACGCCAUCGCGGAGUCUGAUGUUGGUAAUCUUCACAAGAUUGCCCGUAACCCGGAAAAGUCCAAACAUCUUGAGACCACGACUAUCAAGCUCUUUGGAUAUGAUGUUGACUUUGUCAAUCUCCGCAAGGAGACUUACACUGAGGACAGUCGUAAUCCUCAGAUGGAAUUUGGCACUGCCGAAGAAGACGCGCUCCGGAGAGAUGCCACCGUUAAUGCUCUUUUCUACAACCUCAACACUUCCAAAGUCGAAGAUUUCACCACUGGAUUGAAAGAUAUGAAGGCAAAAUUAAUCAGGACACCUUUGGAGCCCUUGCAGACCUUCAUGGACGAUCCUCUACGUGUGCUUCGGUUGGUCAGAUUUGCUAGUCGCCUGGAGUUUUCUAUUGAUCCUGCUGCGGAAGAGGUCAUGGGUGAUCGUCGCGUGCUAGACGCUCUCCGAAUGAAGAUCAGUCGUGAGAGAGUCGGUGUUGAGAUAGAGAAAAUGCUCAAAGGCAACCACCCUCGGAAGUCCUUGGAAUACCUGAAGAAACUUGGACUUUACCAUACAGUGUUCACUGACCCGACUCACUCAAACAUCCCCGCCCCUGACAUCUCUAAUUGGAAACUAGCCUACGAGCUUUUUGACUCACUUCGCCAGAAUAAGACACCGGGUUCUAUCUAUGAUGUACUUGUGCGAUCAGACGAGGCUGACUAUUACUCUUGGGUUCUAGCAGCCAUCUGUCCUUGGGAGAACGUGGGAGACCCCCCUUAUGAUGGGAAGGGGAAACCGCCGCCCCCUUUCGUAACAUUGGCUGCUAGAGAGGGUAUCAAGGCAUCUAACAAGAUAAGCGACUUAGCAACUGCCGCACACAAUAACAGGCCCGAGAUAAUGUCCCUAGUGACAGCAGUUUCGGAAAUCGCGCCCUUCAUUACGGAAAGAGAUAGAUUCGGCAUGGCCAUUCGGAAUUGGGAUGCAAGAGCCGGUCAUUGGAGACUGCAGGUCCUGUAUUCCCUCCUAGUUGAGGCCAUGGAGGCUCUGGCUCCAGGUUCUGCAAAGUCAGUUAGCAAAGACGACUUCCUGCACAAGUGGCAACUCUUCCUAGACCAUCUUCAGGAGCUCGAUGUCAUGGAAGCUCCGUCGUUGAAGCGAAUAAUCGAUGGCAACCAGCUUGCCAAAGCACUAGGCGUCAAGCCUGGUAAAUGGAUGGCUGAAGCACUGAACGUUUGCAUUAAAUGGCAGUUGCGUCAUCCGGACGCGACUGACCCCGCGGGCGCCGUCGAGGAGGUCCAGAGUAAGAGAGCUGAAUUGGGAAUUCCGGAGAAAAAAUGAUCUGGUAACGAUAAAUGAUACCCUUAGAUUUGAGGAGGUAGCUCCGCGGUGAUGUAUCAAUAAAAGAAAUAAGUCAUGUGAAUCAUUUUACUAACAUCAUAACCACUUCUGACAUAAUCUUUGGACUUGACCCCCACAUGGUAGGCUGAACUUCAGGGAAUAGACGGCUAGACCUAAUCGAGGGAAAGUAAAAGCCGCCAUAGGCGAGGACACAAAUUCAUUCUGCAAAAAAAAAAGACCCUUAGCACUAACUCAAGAGUGGGCUUUAAAGGGUUAAAAUCCACAUGCCAGUUCCCUGUGGGAAUCAAUGUGGUAAUCGCCGCUGUUCAAGAGUAGGGGUGAGACAUGCAGC